AACAACAGAACACCUGCAACGGCAACCGAACACACGACCGUUCGCCUCUCGCCUCUCGUUCCUCGUUCCUGAUCGCGCCGCCGGUCGCCGCCGGCGAUGGAUUCCGGCGAAGACGCCACUGGGAUGCUGCAGCACCCCCUGCGGAUCCGACACUGAACAUCACUAGCAAACACCCUGCCGGCGUCCUGUGCAGGUGAGGCGUUCGACGAAAUGCCCCUUAAGAAGCCAAGAUUGGACGCGGGGAGCGAACUGCCGCCGCCGGCGUCGUUAUGGGCGGACAUUCAUCCGGACAUCCUGGGGGUCGUGCUCCGCUUCCUCUCAUGUCUUGCCGACGCGCCAGCUUGCGGUCCGUGUGCCCCCGCUGGCGCGCUGCUGCCCGCAGCCAGGCCCUGCCCCCACCUCUGCCCUUGCUGGUGCUACCUAAGUUCGAGCUCUCCUGCUUGACCUCCGACGAGGCGCUCACGGCCCCGCGUCAUCCCCUGAUGCCUGAGGAGGUGGCAGCUGAUGAUGCCCGUUAUGUCUGCUCUUAUGAUGGAUGGGUUGUGGGCGUGACCCAAAUCCGCAGCAAGUAUCUCAGACAUGUUGAUGGUGAGUUGGUUGACAGCGGGCAUUACGCAGAAAUGGAUGACAAGUGCUUCUUGGUUAAUGCUUUCUCCCGAAGGGUGGUCCAUCUGCCGCAGUUGUGCCGUACGAGUGACAUUUGUGCCCCCUCGUCCUCAACGGCACAGGUGACGUCCGUUUUGAAAUCAAUGGCUCGUAUACGAUGUCAUCCCACAGUGGUAUUAUCUGCUUCACCUGACUCUGGGUCCAAGUACAUUGUGGCUGCUUCCUCUGACACCGUGGCUUCAGGUAACCUUGCUCUUUGGCAGCCUGGGAUGACGUCAUGGCAUGUUUGCAGUGGUCCUCCUCUUGAUGGUCCCAAAGAUAUUGCCUUCUACCAGGGUAAGCUGUACGUGCUCCAGAGUUUCAUUAGAACAGACCUCUUUGCUUUUGUCCUCAAGGAGGAUGAUCGUGGGAUUGUUAUCUCUCGUGUUGAGCAUUGUAUGACUGAGCCACUCCCCCCUCACCCCAUGGAGCAAAAUGGUUUUCUGAGAUGUAACAUGGUGGUGUGACGUGAAAAUCUGUUAUUAAUAAUGAGAUACUAUGAUAGUAAUUACAUGGAGCAAGAUUCGAAAAUUAUUAAAGUUGAAGUGUUUGCACUGGAUGUCAGCAAAAACCCUUACAGACUCACCAGGGUCCGCAGCUUCAACGGCGAUUCCAUCUUCAUUGGCUCAGGCAGCUCCAAGUCGUUUCCUGCCAGUCUGCAUGAUGGAGCUGAAGGUGAUCUUAUCUACUUUGUUCCUGAAUAUUGGAGCCCAACUGAUAGAUUUGUGUACAACAUGAGAGAUGGUAAGAUGAGACCCUUUUCUGCCAAAUUGUUGCCUUUUGAAGGACAUGUAGAAGACCACUCUCCGGUGUGGCUAUUUCCUUCAGAAUGAUGCUGCAGAGCAGAUCUGAUCUUACUCACUGGGUGUUUGCCACUGCGCGCUAUUGAGAUUUUGAAGGCUAUGAUGGCUAUCGAACUACAACUCCAUGUAGGAUCAUGGAGUCUAUUUUCUGUCAAGUUCCUGACUAUAUAUCUAUUUGGUGACGGAUGUAAUAAAUGUGGGAGAACUAAGUCUGCUACGUUCA
Molecule: messenger RNA, 1671 nt
Organism: Setaria italica (foxtail millet)
Lineage: Eukaryota; Viridiplantae; Streptophyta; Magnoliopsida; Poales; Poaceae
Exons: 2
Coding region: 270-1112 (280 amino acids)
Source: RefSeq, a predicted model, not a curated record